AUGGAUGCCGGCAAACUGACCGCGGAACAGAGGGCCAGAAUCCAGCUAAAGCGUGAGCAGGCUUUAGCCCGCAAAAGCGCCAGGCUUGCUGCUUCCUCCGGUGAAGGUGUCGCCAAGCUGACUGUGGAACAGAGGGCCAGGGCCCAGCGGAGUCGUGAAGUCGCUCUGGCACGCAAAGCUGCCAAGCUUGCAGCAACAAGGUUUGAAGCUUCUUGCCAGCAAAGCUCGGAGCAGCUGUCAGCGACUUCGCCUGCUGCAAACCCGGCCGCCAAUAUCGCCUCGACUGAGGACCAGACAUCAACAGAAGCCGCACCAUCAGCUCCUGCACACGUUGCCAACAUGACCUUGACUAAGCAUCUGACAACGUCAGAGGCGACCGUGCCAGCAGCCGCGGCAAGCCAUCACAGCAUUACUCUGAUUAAGGAUCUGACAACGACAGGGGCAGGUGCAAGGGCAUGGUCUCUGAAAGUCGAAGUUGUCCGCAAGGAUCAGGAACUGAAGCCGACCAGAGAUGGCGGCAAGUGGUUCUCAGCCCAGCUACGCGACAAGACUGGAGAGGUUCGCGCAGCCUUCUUUCAACAAGCAGCGCUUGAGGGCUUCGAGCAGCUAGAGCAAGGUCACGUCUUCCAGAUCUCAGGAGGGGUGGCCAAGGAAGCAGCAUCCCCCAAUUCCGGAGUUCAGCUCACUUUCAGCAAGCUCACGCUGCGUGCGGCUUCCUUCAGCACCGAGGAACUUGAGGAUCCGCUUGCCUGGACCUUUGUCACCUUUGGUCAGAUCUUUGAUGGGCAGAUUGCCGAGGGCAGCUUGGUCAACGUGCGUGGCACAGUCCUCGAGGAGGAAGAGCAAGAGGUUCUGGAACUUGGCAGCCACGAUGCGAAGCACAGAAGGGCCACGUUGUUGGGCGAAGAUGGCGAGACCAUUCACGUCGAUUUCUGGGGGGAGGCAUCCGAAGCCUCGUACAAGAACGCAGAUAUCCUCUGCCUCCGCAACAUGAAAGUCCGUGGAGGCCGCGACGACGACAUCGACUACACGCUGAGCACGGUCUCUUCGACCCGGAGUCGCUCGCUAGAAAGAGGCUCCACUUCUGCAACGGCGGAGCUGCACCGAGAACUUUGCAGGCACAUGGAAGAGGCGCGGCAACAGCUCUCGGAGGAGAAGCUCCGCAAAGAGGAGCUCGCCGCAAGACGAGCCGCUAGGCAGGCGGCCAGGCUCAGGGAGAAGCGGCGCCUUGAGGACUUGCGCCUCAAAGGGAAGCUCAAGUGCAAGGCCUGCAAAAGGAAGAUCAUCGACUUCACUGCUACGUCCGACUGGGACACGCGAGAGGCUGUUGUGGUGGGAAGCAUGGAUCCGUCGGCCUGCUUCACCGCGCUUCACCACACCGUCGCACCCAAGGUGCACAGCGCAGCUCUCAGGCAUGCGGAGCCCCUUCCCCACGGCCAGGCCAGCUCCAGCCAGUCCAGCCCAAACAGCCACAUGAAGGCGCUGGCGUUCACUGGCUCCGUGGCGGCCCUCUCCCGACACCUCCACCGGCACCGGCGCAGCCGCACCCGUGUCCAGGCCGUGGGCCCUGUGGUGGCCGCUGCCGCGGCCGCUGCCAAGGUCGCAGCGGCCGGGAAGUACGUCGCGGCCGGGGCAGGAGCAGCCAGCGUGGCUGCAGGCAUCAAGACCCUGUCCGAGGGCAGGCCUGCCCAACAUAGAAGCGGCCGAAAGCCCAAGGUCGUAGUCCUCGGUACUGGCUGGGGCUCCGUGACGUUUCUCCAGGGCCUCUCCGAAGACGUUGCCAACUACUAUGACAUCACUGUGGUGUCGCCACGGAACUUCUUCCUGUACACGCCACUGCUGCCUGCGAGCACCAUGGGUUCGAUUGAGGAGCGCUCCAUCGUGACCCCCAUCCGGCGCGUGAUCAAGGGCAAGGCGGAUUUCUUGGAAGCCAAGUGCGAAGAGAUCGACAUCGAGAACAAGGUGGUGAAGUGCACGAGGGCUGGUACCCCUGACUUCUCGGGCGACGUCGACUACGAGCACUUCCCGACGGACGAUGUGCCUCGAAAGAUGGAGUUCAACAUCAACUAUGACAUCCUGGUCUAUGGCGUCGGCGCGCAGACGAAUACCUUCCGCACCCCUGGCGUGGAGGAGCACGCCUUCUUCUUCAAGGAGCUGUCCGACUCGCGCAAGGUGCGCGAGAAGGUGACGGACCUCUUCGAGAGGGCCUCCUUGCCCACCUCCACCGAAGAGCAGAAGAAGAGGUGGCUAACCUUCGUGGUCGUUGGUGGUGGCCCUACCGGCGUGGAGGUGGCCGCUGACAUGGCAGACUUCAUUGAGGGCGAUGCAUCAGAUCUGUAUCCCAACCUCAUGGACUACGUCUCCGUCAAGUUGGUCAACACAGGCGACUUCCUGCUGUCCACCUAUGACCGUGGCAUCUCGCAGAAGUGCAUCGAGAUCUUCGAGGACAAAGGUGUGGAAGUCAUGGCGGGCUACCGCGUCACAGAGAUCACCAAGAAGGAGAUCCUUAUGAAGCAGAAGGACGGGGAGUCAAUGUCGCUCGAGUAUGGAUGCGUCGUUUGGGCGGCGGGAAUCCGGCAGAAUGAGCUGACCAGCCAGCUCAAGGACUCUCUCAUCAAGCUCAAUGAGGGCGUUUCGGACGGAAACGUGAACAUCCUCAAGACGCAAGCCAACGGCAUCAUCACCGAUGACUGGCUCCAGGUGCGCGGAAGUGGUGGCUCCAUCUACGCACUCGGCGAUGCCGCCAGCGUCCGCCACGAGCGAACGUCUCCCUACGCGGAUCAGCUCUUCCAGGCCGCAGACCUCGACAAGUCGGGCGACCUGACCCUGACAGAGCUGAGGGACCUCUUUCAGGGCGCCUCGGAUGAGUUCCCGCAGCUGGAAGAGUACGCCCAGUACUUGUCUGCCGCCGUGGAGGACGAGGGCCCUCGGGUCAACGCCAUCGCCAAGGUCUUUGGAGCAGCCUUGGAACGUGAGCGACAAGCCUGGAAGAAGGCAAAAGAGCUCGUCUCGCAGCGGGCCUCGGAUCGGACCAAGAGGAAGGGGACCGCCGCAGUCGAGGAGGAUUUCACGGAGGCCGAUGCCAAUAAGAACAAAGUCUUCGACCUCGAGGACAGGUUGAGGAAGGUGACUUACCACUAA
Molecule: messenger RNA, 3141 nt
Organism: Symbiodinium natans
Lineage: Eukaryota; Dinophyceae; Suessiales; Symbiodiniaceae
Source: the annotation of a GenBank genome assembly